Molecule: messenger RNA, 690 nt
Organism: Fraxinus pennsylvanica
Lineage: Eukaryota; Viridiplantae; Streptophyta; Magnoliopsida; Lamiales; Oleaceae
Source: the annotation of a GenBank genome assembly
AUGCGCAUAUCUCAAAGCAAGGACUUUAGGUCACUACCGACGAGAGCAAGAAGUCAAAACAGCUAUUACCAUGCCGAUAGACUUGCCAUUUUCUUGGCUCCUUUUGGUUCAAGCAUACUUGUGAAUUCGUCGGGUAGUGGUCUUGGCCUUGCUUACCACAACGCCAGGGCAAACAUAUCUGGAGAAUCUUUUGUGGCUGUGGAGUUUGAUACUUACUCUAAUGAAUGGGAUCCAUACUAUCCACACGUAGGUAUCGAUAUCAAUUCACUGAUUUCUGCUACCACCGUCACAUGGUCGAAUAACAUCCCUCAAGGGAUUAGUUAUAAUUCCUCUUUGAAAAAUCUUAGUGUAAUCUUCACAGGUUAUAUGAGUAAGCAACUCCUAACUUGCCACCUUGACCAUAGGGUAGAUUUGAGAAAUUACUUACCUGAGUGGGUGAGUUUAGGCUUCUCAGCAGCUACAGGGGCCUGCUUUCAGAAAAAUAACGUUAAGUCCUGGGAGUUCAAUUCAACUUUAGAAAUAAUAAGUAAUAAUCCAGGUCCUAACUACACUGAUCCUUCCGUAGUGCCAAACAUCAAUUCAGAUUCUAGAAAUGCAAACCGUGGAGGAAAGAAAAUGAAGCCAGGAUUAACGAUUGGCUUGAUUGUUGGUCUGACUAUUUUCAUUCUCGGUUUGUUUUUCGUUGCUUAG